UAUUAAAUUAAUUUUGACUCUUCCAAAAACACAUUGGAAGCCCCGUCUGUCACAUGUGUUAAUACGUGUGCGGAUUGCAUUUACUGCUUGAAGGAAAAACGAUACAGCAGAGGGAGGAUUUGUUCGGGUUAUUCAAUAUUUGAUUUAUUAUUUUCAUGUAGCUGCAUUGUCAUCACUGACAGUGAUGUGACAAGACAUUCAACUCAAAAAGCAGGAGCAGUCUCCGUAAAGUAGUAGUAGCACCGCCUAUCUACCCACCUACCUUAACAUAAUACGCCUGCAUGAAUGAGGCCUUCACUUAGCAUGUCCACCGUUGAUAGACAAAAUAAGCUCGGUGCAUUUCAUAGUAGGAGACGCCUUCGGCUUAAAAAAAAAUGUGCAAUUUGAGUGGUAUAUAUUUUAUUGGCUUCUACGAAUGAUUCUGUAUUGCAAGUAAAAUAAGCAAACUAUGGAAGUUUUUGGUUGCGGUAAAUACGUUGGCGUCGUCUUCCUCUUCCUCUUGUGGUCAUGCGCACUUUUUGCUAAUGCUCAAACAGGAUUUUUGAGUAUAGACUGUGGUGGAGGAAAUCGUAUUGAUCCGGAAACCCAUAUUACAUGGGUUAGCGAUGACGACUUCAUACACAACGUGGGUGAGAAAGCAGAUUCAUACUACUCGUACAUGGUUAAGUUUUAUUUCAGACGCCUCCGAGUGUUUCCCAAGCCUAUUAAUAAGGCUUGCUAUGUAUUGCCGCUUGCCCCGAAUGUGCCCCACAUUUUGAGACUAUCGUUUGUCAGUGCUAAUUCCACUGGAUAUCGAGAUUUCAAUUACUCUGUCGAGACCCAAGAUUUGCUCUACAUGGAAACAGUGGUAUUUGACAAUUGCCUGGUAUGCCGCAGUGGGAACACUUUGUUGAGUGCAGAUAGUGUGUUACAUAUUUGCUUGAUCCGAACCUCGGACUGCGCUGACCCAUCUAUUUCUGCUAUCGAGUUAAGACGUCUUAAGCCAGGCAUGUAUGAUACGGCUAAACCGGGAAUUAUGUUGCAUACCGAUAAAAGAUGUGAUAUGGGGGCUGAAGAUGUGACCAGGUAUCCUCAAGACCAAUUCGACCGCAUGUGGGAGCCUUGCAAGUCUUUAGUUACGGGAACAAAGAGCAUCAAUGUUCCCAAAUCUAUUUCAGUAAGCGGCACUAGAAACUUUCCUCCAUCUAAGGUAAUGCAAACGGCCGUCGUCAGCAACACAAGCGGCUCUAACAACAUGUAUUUCUCCCUCGGACAAUCCAGGUCGAAAAAUGCCCUAGCGGUAUUGUAUUUCGCAGAGCUUAACUCGACGGGGAAAAGAUCGUUCUCCGUUGGGAUAAAUAACGUCAUUCUAACUAAAGAAAUUGAUCUGGCCGGAAAUGUCCCUGCCUUGGGGCUACCCUUCCAAUAUGAUGGAACAACAGAAGCAAUAGUAAAUUUACAGUCUAAGAUCCCCGGUGUGAGUCCUAUAAUCAAUGCCUUGGAGAUCCACGCUCUCUUUUACACCCAUCCUCGAACCUCUUCGGAUGACGUUAAAGCUCUUAGAGAGCUAGGAAAAGCGUUUUCCCUGAAUAGCUGGACUUCGGAUCCUUGCUUUGGUUUACCCUGGGAAGGAAUCAUCUGUAGUAAUAUCAAUAACACUGUAAGGAUUUCCCAAAUAAAUUUGUCGGGAAGGAAUCUGCAAGGACCCAUACCUUCAAGUUUAGGACAGCUAACCGAACUCGUUUCAAUGUCACUCAACAACAACGAGUUCAAUGGAAUUUUUCCCAAUUUGACUAGCCUUUCCAAGCUAGAGAAAUUACAUCUUCAAAACAAUGAUUUAUUUGGUAAAAUUCCGGAUUGGUUAUCUAAACUCCCUUGUCUCACAGAGUUAGAUAUAUCCAACAAUAAUUUCAAAGGUGUCAUCCCACAACAACUUCUCAACAAAACAAAAUAUAUAUUCAAAUUUAUUUGGCGCAGUUUCAGUGGCAACAAACACCUUUGCCCGACAAAGCGCAAGUGCCGUAAUCACCCCCGCUCCGUGGUAGCGAUUGCGCUUGGAGUAGCAGGCAUCGUAAUUGUAACCGCCAUUUUAGUGGGAAUCAUCAUUUAUCGAUUCAAAUUGAGAAGUCCAUGUACUCAACCAAGCCCUCUUGAUUAUCUGAUGGUUAAUGUAGCAAAUUCAUCAAAAUGUCGCGCCUUUACUCUCGAGGAAAUGAGGACGGCGACACAAAAUUUUACCCAUAAAAUUGGACACGGGUCGUUUGGAACUGUUUUCUUGGGCGAAUUGCAGGAAGGGAAGCAAAUAGCUGUAAAAGUACUCUCCGUUUUCAACAAACAUGGAAUUGAACAAUUCUCAAAUGAGGUUGAUCUUCUGUCAAGAAUCAAUCAUAAGAAGCUGGUGUCCUUUCUUGGAUACUGUAAUGAAUCCAGAGACCUCAUGCUUGUCUACGAGUAUAUGUCUGGAGGCUCCCUCAGUGAUAACCUUUACGGUGCAGAGCCACCAAAAUACUCCCAGUUAGAUUGGAAAACGAGGCUUCAAAUAGCUUUGGAUGCAGCACAAGGGCUGGAAUAUCUGCACGUAGGUUGUACUCCAAAGAUAAUUCACAGGGAUGUUAAGACCUCCAACAUUCUUCUAGACAGUAAUUUGAAUGGCAAACUGGCUGACUUCGGUCUUUCAAGAGUGACUGGGAAUGAUGAAACUUCUCAGAUAAAUACAACUAUAAAAGGAACUCCUGGAUAUUUGGAUCCAAUGUAUUACAAAACUCACAUGUUGACAGACAAGAGUGAUGUGUACAGUUUUGGAGUCGUUUUGUUUGAGCUUAUAUGUGGCAGGAAACCCAUAGACACAAAAGUUUCUGCCGAGAAAAUAUUAUUGACUGAAUGGGUUACAUCAUAUGCGGGAGUAGAUAAAGAUGACGCCAACAUUCAAGAAAUGGUUGACAAAAGGUUGGGUAAUCGUUACAAUAUGAAAUCCAUCGCUCAUUUGACAAAUCUAGCCUGGAGAUGCAUUGCAAAUGAACCAUCCGGUAGACCAACCAUUAGUGAGGUUGUGGCGGAGAUCAAAGAAUCUGUCAAAUUUGAGGAAGAGUAUUGUCAUGUUCCAGAUCAAGUCUCACUCACGCUCACUAGCAGUUUCUCCAGUUCCCUGUAAGUGGUUUAAAAGGGAUAGUCUGUAAUAGUGUAGAAGUAUCCUGAGUUGACUAUGGUGUUAAAAUUGUAACCGUAUAUUUCUUCGAAUUUGAAGUUACAGGUUUUUAAAAUCUUAGAGGGCGUAGGAACCCGAACUGUAUAUAUGUAACGUAAAUAUAUUGAUUUGUAACCUAAUGGGAUGUUCAUUUAUUUGGAAUUUAUUUGAAAUAUUAAAG
Messenger RNA from Cryptomeria japonica (Japanese cedar), 3344 nucleotides. RefSeq names its product probable LRR receptor-like serine/threonine-protein kinase At1g67720. The record is from RefSeq and is a predicted model, not a curated record. Gene Ontology annotation, molecular function: protein kinase activity; protein binding; ATP binding. Gene Ontology annotation, biological process: protein phosphorylation. NCBI's taxonomy places the organism in Eukaryota, Viridiplantae, Streptophyta, Pinopsida, Cupressales, Cupressaceae. The transcript is spliced from 15 exons. The coding region runs from base 449 to 3130 and encodes 893 amino acids.